UGUAUACCUAAUACGUCUGUUUGCACGAUUUACGUGGUAGCAAUACGAUUUACCAAUGUAAACUGGAUCCAAAUAAUGCGAUAAAGAUAUUACUGAUAAAUGCGUUAAUUUGGAGCGAUAAUAUUGGCACACCUAUAAUACGUUUGAUAUUGCAUUCAUUCGAAGCUCCUUAAAUAAUCUCGGCGAGGACAUAAAACUUAGAUGUAGUAGAUAAAAACAGUAUAACGGUAAAACGCUAUAACGGUAUAAUGUUCGUAAAAUCAUCAAAAGCUAAAGUUUACGCAUUUUGGUCGUCUAAACAUUAAACAUUUCAUUCGUAAUUAUUUAAUUAUUUCAUACCAUACUCUUAUACCAUACAUCCUAAUUUUUAACAAAGAUGAAUUAAGUUUUAAUGAUACUACCACAUAAUUUUAUCGAUAGAUCAUGGACAGAAUAUCAAGAAACGAUUUUACAAAAAGGCGCAUAAAUAACUUUAGGAAAUGGCAUUCAAUCGCGUUAUAUCCUUCCUACCUAGUAUGUAUGUACUAGAUACAAAAAAUUCCAAGCAUCUAAAAUAUUAGUACAAAACAUAAUAAAGAGAAUCAAUAACAAGGGAUUAAAUUAUUGUUUCAAACCUUGUUACACAAUUCAUUUAACAUAAAGAUUAAUUUCAAAAUUACAGAAUACCGCCAAAAUAUACACCUACAAAAAUAACGUAUGAAUUCAUAGAAAUUCCAGUUUUCUAUUACGUAACGAUUCAUUUCUUUUCGAUUAGAAUGUAAUCGAAAUCGUGCGAUAAUGGCACGAUAACGAUUAACAGAUUAUCAUAAAAGUGGUAAGUUACGCGCGGAGCACGUCAGUUGAUUGUAAGGUCGUCAAGGUAAAGUAUGUUGUGAACAUAGUAACGAACAAGCGGUUGAGUUGCCGGCUGUCGCCGUCACAUGCAGCCAGUUAUCCCGUCGACGUUAGGCGGUGCGUCGUUUGUACGUAAGACGUGUCGUUCAAACCGCUGUUUCAUCUCUGUUUUUCCUCUAUCGCCUUCUUAUUCUACUCAUAAUCAGCUGGAAUCGAGCAACAGAAAUUUGGUUAUCGACAUGACAUGCAUCGGUACGCGUUGGCAGUGGCGUAGUUGCGGUCGAAACAGAACGGACCAAAGCCGUGUAGGCGCAUCGUUAUGAAAGGGACCAGUCGUCCAUGAACACAAACGGAACGUACUAUCUUGACGUUACACAUGUUGCAUUGAAAGGAUCGGUGAACUCUGGUUGCUGAACGUGCACAUAGUUAAACAACGUUAUCGAAAGUUAUUAAUUGUUGGAAAGCGUUGUGCGCGGAGUAAAAUGAGGUAAGAGGCAAUAGAAAAAUUUACUCUGCUAACCAAUACGAAAUAGAUCCGGGGAAUAAAAGGUGGACGCAUCGUUCGAGGGUCGUGUUUGCUCGUAUUGUGUCGUCAAAACUACAUAUGGGUGCGCGUAAGGAACGAGGAAAUUCAAUGUAUCGGUGAAAAUUGGGGAGGAUCGCUGGUAGUACGUAGUGACAAAGAGGGUGCUUUGGUGUCAAUAACUGUGAAUAGCAGGGCGAUCCUCCUAUCUCUCCUAUCGUUGUUCCGGUGGAAGGUGGAAGAAAAAGAGAAAGAGAGAGGGAGAGAGAGGAGUACGUUCGGUUGGUAUACCUUCGUUGACACAGCGUGCCGGCGUUUUGGAGCGCUCGUAGCCGUGGACGCGGCUACGUAGCUAUCCUAUACCUACCCUAUAAACCGCGCGGGGGAACCUAAUACGUGAAUGUGUUGGAAGCGGUGGCCACGUCUUCGUCGUCGUCGUCGUCGUUGUGAUCGCCGUGAAAACGGUGUUACACCGUGGGAAUUGCCGAAAACACAUCAUCGAUGGCCCGCGCGAUUUUUCCACACACUCGGUAUCCGUGAUCGCGGCACGGCGAGAACCUCGUCAAGGAUGCCGCGGAUACCGUUUAUUAGAUAUCCACGAAGGAUGGCGGGCUUUGAGAUCGUCGCUCGGAUCGAUAGGUACGAAAGGAUCGAAUAAUCACGGAGGAAACAAGAGAAAGAGACAAACAGAUAGAGAGAGACAGAGGGGGGGAGAGAGAGAGAGAAAAAAGACAAAGUGGUGAGGUGAGUCAGGAGACCUUCCCCUAUCCGGAGGUUAGGCCUCCGAGUAUCAAGGAUCCUUAUUCGAAGAUGAACUCCAUGAUAUAUACCUUGUACGGCUUCGCUAUAUUUUUCAUGAUAUUCUGGUCGGUAAUGUGGAUCGUUCAUGUACUGGCACUGAUAGCCGGUCACUGGAAGCUGCACCGUAAAGUCACUCAAGUACCAACCUACGAAACGCCCUUACCCGGUGUGUCGAUCAUAAAGCCUCUGAUGGGCGUUGAUCCGAAUCUGUUCAGCAAUUUAGAGACAUUCUUUACGAUGCAAUAUCCCCGUUACGAGUUACUGUUCUGCGUGGAAGACGACUCGGAUCCGGUGUUGAUGUUAGUACGUAAACUGAUCGAAAAGUAUCCAGAAGUGGAUGCGAGACUUUUCAUCGGCGGUUGUAACGUGGGCGUGAAUCCAAAGAUCAACAAUAUGCAACCAGCGUACGAGGCGGCUAAACACGAGUAUGUACUGAUUAGUGACAGUGGUAUCAAGAUGAAGGAGGACACGCUGUUGGACAUGGUUAAUUACAUGACCGACAAUGUUGCGUUAGUGCAUCAGAUGCCGUUUACCUGUGAUCGCGAAGGUUUUGCCGCGGCAUACGAGAAAAUCUUCUUUGGUACUGUACAGUCGCGUAUGUACCUAGCCGCUGAUUUACUUAGGAUCAAUUGUCACACAGGGAUGUCAGCGUUGCUGAGAAAAGCUCCUCUCGAUGAGGUCGGCGGUUUAAAGACGUUCGGUGUGUAUUUAGCCGAAGAUUUUUUCUACGCAAAGUCACUGACCGACCGUGGUUGGCGAAUCACUGUGUCCUCGCAGCCGGCGUUGCAGAAUAGCGGUCACUGCGAGCUGCAUUCGUUCCAGGCGAGAUUACGAAGGUGGGCGAAGCUCAGGGUGGCUAUGUUGCCUACCACGAUCGUUCUCGAACCGCUUAGCGAGUGUUUAGUGUUAGGUGCCUGUGCUUCCUGGGCGGCCAGCGUACUCUUCGAGUGGGACUCCCUUGUUUUCUAUUUGGUACACAUACUAUUGUGGUUCAUGUUCGACUGGACGCUAUUGAGCGUCGUCCAGAACGGUCCGUUGCCGUUCAACAAGUUAGAAUUCGUAUGCGGAUGGUUACUCAGCGAGAUCACAAGGCCUUAUCUUUUCCUUCAGGCAGUUCUAGAUCCUCUGAUACAGUGGCGGUCGCGUGUCUACAAACUCAGGUGGGGUGGAGUCGCGGAAGAGGUUAAGGCAAAAGUCAAAUAUUAAAUUGCACUAUGAAACCAGCGGUUUUACUUUUUCCUCCUUUCUUUUUUUCGUUUCUUUCCUUUACUUCUGUUUCUUCCUCUUUCUUUGAUACGUAUGCAGGGUAUUCCAGUUUUCUUCGAUCAAAUCUUGUCAGGAUAUUCUAUGAUCAUAGGUAAAUACAAAGAGAAUGAUACCAAUCUUACGAUUACUAUGCUAUAAGACGAAAAUAGAUUCGCUAUCAAUAUACAAUGCAAAGUUCAUUUUCACUAUAUUAUUUGCUCGAUGUAUGUACAUAACAUUUUUUUUUCAAAGUUAACUAGAUAUAAAAGUUUAGGGCGAUAUCAUCGGAGGCCUAACCAUCGUUCUCUUCGUAUUUCUCUUUUGUUAUAACUUUUUAAUAAAGCUUUGAACAAUUAUAUUAUAAAAUCGGUAUACGUUUACACAAAGUCUUUUCCUUAUUUAUAUCCGUAAAACAUCCUGAAAAUAUUUAGCCCGAAAAGACUGGUACAUCCGAUAUACACGUAGGGAUUAAUAUGCACACAUUGAGCUAGAAGCGUGGAUGUUUUGUAAUAUCCGAUAUAUUAUAUUAUUACGCAUGUAGUUCUUAUUAUACUUGAAUUGCGUUAUACCGUGGAAAAAAUAUACGCCGUAUAUACACGAUAUUUACUAGAUAGGGGUGUUUACGCGUCGUGUGUACAUGUACACGUAUAUACGUAUGAUUCGCUUACGUGAAACAAUAAUCGCGACACGCAUGUAUGCACGUGUGCCAUCAUUUUUCAAUUAUUCAGCAUAUCAUCUCCGCCAGCUCGUUGGUAUGCUCAUUUCAAGUGCAAUGUUUACAGAAAAAAGAAGAAAAGUAUAACGUAAAAAAAGAAGGAUCUAUUAUAGGUUAUGUUAGAAAGAGAAAACACGUAGUAAACAAUCGAUGGAUAUGUGGCUUUUCUUCUUUUUUGUUUCUUCUUUUUUUGAAAUCCUCGUCUGGAACGAGGUCCCCUUAAAUCGUUAUUGUAGUAUAUUCGGUGCGAAAUUAUUCAUACGUUUUAAGGAAACGAUUCCUGUAAAAAGCUAUGGUUGCGCUGGCUUCGCGAUCAAUUUAACAUCUUAUCGACGUAGUUGGUGAUUUAUCUCGAAAUAUCUUUCGCGCGUUGUAGUAACUAAUUGGUAAGGUUAAUGUUGUUUUGGUUUUUAAGUAAAUAUUUAUUUUUAACAUUAAAAGGUAUUUAACAAAUGAUUAUAUGAUUAAGCGAAGUAUAAGCACGUUCGAUUAUGGAAAAAGAAUUUUUUACGGGUUUGAUGAUAAUAAUAUUCGCUGCUAGUACUAACUAGUGUUUCUUUUCGACGUCUCCGUGUCGGUAAACUGGGAAGAAGUAGAAUCAAAUAAAAAUAUACAUACGUGUUAGCCGAAACGAUUAAUUAACGCGUUAUAGACGGUGCAUAUGUAGUAAUUGUACAUACAAAAGAAGCACAUUUUUAGGUAUCAAAGUGCUUAACCCUAUCUUAUAUUCUUUCCUCUUCUUUACUUUUCUUUUCUUUUUAAGAUUACAAUCUUUGCUGAACUUUUUGUUUUAUUACGCAAAAUAUUAAUUCCAACCUAAUUUCGAUAAAUCGCUAGAAUGGAACAAAUACGAUUAUGUAAAUAUUCAUUUAUUUGAUAUGUACCUUUUUUCGUUUCAUUCGUUUAAUACGCAACGCGUAUAUGUACAUGCAUAUUUUCAAUUAGAACUAAUUGUUAUUGUAAAAAUCGUACCCGUAAAAGCAAGUACCUUCGCGUCGAAUAAUCGAAACAAAUUGAUUGUGUUACGUAACGUUCAACGUAUUGACCAUGUUACUUUCUAUUGAUGCACAUUUCUUUCUUCAACGUCUAGUAAAGUUUGAAUUCAAUUUCAUCUGUCCGUGCUAUUAUCGAAACACGUUUAUAUUUCGAACAUAAGAUAUCGGACGCUUAAUUACGAUAUCUCCCCCCCCCCCCCAAAUAAGAAGAUUAACAAGUAUUAAUAAGUAUUAAGAAGAUUAUCAAGUAUUCAAAAUAAAUUCGGAUUUAUCUAAAUCCAAAUACUUGCCUACUUCUCGCAAGGUGUCGAGAAAAAAGAAAUCGCACCAUGUCGCUUAAUUGUAUUUUUCUACGAAAGAACUAAUGUUUUCUAAGCGGUACUUGUCUCGCUUAAUCGCUUACUAAGACUAAUUAAGGGCAUCUGUACGAUGCAUCUUUCGUGAUUAAUUUUUCUUUGAAAAUUUCCUACAAAAUUUAAUCCCUUGUAAUUAAUUAAUCAUCAAUGCUCAAAAUUAUCGCCAACCACGAUAAUGAUUUAGAUUAUAGUUAGAUCGAUCGAACGUUAUUAUAUAAAGAGAAAAACACUCGUGUAGUUUGUAGAUUAUCGAAUGACAGGCAUCCCAAAGGUUGUGUCGCUUCUUGACGCUAACUUUAUGCUUAUAAUAAUAAUAUUUACAUUGGUAAUUAUUUUCAAGUACUGCAACUUCACCCAUUUCGACGAUUUUUGAAUAUGUUGCACAAAUUAACGUUUUCAACAACUUUUUCCUACCGCAUAACCUUAAUUGUCCGAAAUGUUCGCAAAAAUGUGACGGUACCAGUGAAUUCUAUCUAUAAUCGUGCGUCCGUGAUAGCUUAUGUGUUAACAUUGGUAAACUGACGCUUAACUAAAUCUAUAUAUGCUAUAAACAAACGAUAAGAAUUAGUUUUGGGCCAGGUGCUAUUUUAUUCGGCCACAAUGAGAUAGUCGGCAAUCAGUACCAGCGCAUACGUUGCCAUGGAUACACAAUACAGGCAAAAUUCACUGUAGUUGUACCGGCAGCCUCUUACGAAUAUCUCGGAAACUAAGGUCAGCCGAGGAUUAUAUGUUUAGGAAAACGUUGUUCAAAAUAUUGAUUUCUACAACAUAUUAAAAAAUCAUCGAAAUCGAUGAGGUGGCAGUACUUGUAAAUAAUAACAAUAUUCCCUUACGUUUAUUUUUGCUGGUAGAUCGGAUCUUGUUUUACGGGGAAGUCGAAAAUUUACCUUUGAUAUUCUCUUACGCUUAAACACGUUCUCCGUACACGUUACGAGUAUUGUCAGCGGCACGUUUAAAUAUAUUGCCUCUUUACUCUUUUUAUACUCGUUGUUUCUCGCCUUUUUUUAAAUAAAACAUAUCCCUUCUGAUUGCUUCGAAUACAUUUUGUAGAUUGACGACAACAGUAUCUUGUAAAGCAUAGAAAAAAGGUUUCUAUAAAUAUAUCGCAUAAACAAGAUACGGACAUAUAAAAUUCGAUAAGAAACGACACGAUUUACGAGAUGACCUAACGCGAUACUUUUAUUUAGUAGAUUCAAAAUACUUAAUAUCGAUUCUUAUCCCUGCCGGUACAAAGUCAUACGUUUCUCGUGCCUGCAGUCCUAACAAUAAGUGAGAUGACGCUAGUCAUCCUCGCAUCUAGGAUGGCGUCGUAGAACUAAACACUGGUUAACAUAACGUUCGUGUACGUUCUCAUAUGGCACGCGUUCGAUCGAUUUCCUUGAUUAGUUAAGAUCAGAAAGGUUAAUAGGGUUUGUCGAAUCUAGUCUUGAGUGUAAUUCGCUGUAGAAGCUUCGACAAUUGUACAUGAAUAUAAAUAUAGAAAAGAGAUAGAUCCGUGUUAUCUGGCUGUUAUCUGGUUCGAUGGGAAGCGGGGUUUUAGCAAGUUUUCUACACAACGAGCGGCGCUGCGGUGUUUAACGACAAAAGUGAAUCUAAGGCUUUUGAACCCUGACACUUUCAUCAGUGAAGUGGUCAAUUAAUUGUGAUAUUUAUAUCGUACCCGUUCCACUACACAACCAGUAACUGUUUAACCCUUGCCUCGUCAGGCUGCAACGAAAUAGUGUGCGUGCGUUUAAUUAAUAGCAAUUGUAACCGUACGAUUUCGAAUGGUUGGGGGCUAUUGUGAUUUUUCAAUCGUAAUAGUUUGUAAUUGAAGGUCAUUGAUCGUGUUUACAUUCAACUUAUAUUCAAGGUUUACAUCCUAAUUUCUUACUUGCUAUAAGCCGUUAGUUUUCAGCAUUUUUCUCCUAAAUGAAAUAAUGCCGAGUUUACGAAUGUUUCCAGAUCGAUAAUUAUAAUUUUUUAAUUUCUACAACGAUAGAAUUUCAUUGUCGUAGCAAAUAAAUUGUUAUAAAAUCUCUAAAUUAUUUACUUUAUUCUUGUAUUUCGGAUACUUUUAAUUCUAUUACGUUUUUGUUGAACUCGUUCCAAUAAUCGCUAUCAUAUAAUAUAAAACGGAUUAUAUCCGUCAAUUCGAAAAUAAUCGAUGGAACUCUCUUUGGCCAAACAUGGUUCUUAUCAACGAACAGUAACUGUUUUUAUUUAAACAAUGAAUUCUUAUUUCGUAACUUGUCCGUCGUCGAUAUUUCGUUUCCUUUUGUCCUCGUUCGAUAGUUCUUUCACUCGACGAUUUCGCUUCAUUAGCGCAAAAGAAAAAAAGCGACAUUUUUUGUGAUUCUACUGAAAUCGAUAACUCGUAUUAAAAUUGAACACUGUUUACGUGCGAAGAACGUUUCGAUUCGCGGAACUAGAGGUCAGUUGUGUCGGCUAGAUUUUUUUCCACGAAUUGCCACGAGUACACUCUUUUUUAUGCCGAUGCAACACGGAAUAUUGGCCGCCCUCUAUCUUAUCGUGAUUUAUCGAAAGUCAAACAAUUAUUUCACCUUACUCGUCGACGUUUCCAUUUAUCAGGGUUUAAAGCCUUCAAUAUCGCACGUAAUAAUCUUCAAUCUAUAAAAUUUAUAUAUUUUAUGUGUAGAACUAGAAAAAGGCAGGAAAGACGAGGGAGUAACUAAAAAUGUGACAAAGAAGUUAUCGUCCAGUUUGAAUGAACGAAGAAAACGGAACGACAUUGGAGGCAAUCUCGCGAUGGGAAUCUUUCAGGACUUGUUUUGCUCAGAGAGGAAUUCCUUUUAAAAUCUAUCGUGUAAUAAUUUUGAAUGCGAUUAAAAUUUAGUUGAAUUCACGUCGAUAUAUUUUAUCAGAAAAGACGUGAGAAGUGAUGUCGCUUUUCUUAACCAAAAGGUGCAAUAGCUUAACACGGAGGUCCCCUUCGUGUUAAAAAUUAGAUCGAAUUAUCAUCGAGAGUAUCCAGAGAAUUUUGAAUAUUCUUCUUUUAGGAAUUUGGUAAUUUAAAAUUAUUGCUUCUAGCUUCUACAACGAUGUUUGUUUUAUUUUUUUUUUUUUUUUAUUAUUAUCUUUCGAAUAGAAACCUCUUAAUACAUGUAAUCCUGAUAAAAUUUAUUUAGUAAGAGAUACAAACACGUUUAAAGAUUACACCCUUGUUUAUUCGUAGAAUAGUUGGAAAAGAAAAUUCUCGUAACUUUAUGUAAAGUAUUAUCGAAACAGUUACGUUACGCUAACUUAGCUUUUUGGUUUUUUACUUUUUCCAAGACACGUAAUCUAUAUUCCAAUGUGCUGAUAAGAUUAAAACGACACGAUCAAUAAAAAUGAAACUGCUGCUGACUCUAUGUACAGGCAGUGCGGGACUGACUCGUGAGGCUGCCUCGGCACGAACCAACGACCGCUGGGUUCUUGGCGAGAUCAAAGGUGCCUCGCAGCUCCUUCGUUUGGACACGUAUAUCGACGAAAUGGAUCGAGACGACUUUGUCGAAAGCGUAACCGCUGCUCACUUUGCUUCGCGUAAUUACGUCGCGUACUCUGUGUUACGACAAGAGGCAGGCUCACGGGUAAACCUCGCACUGACUGUACAUAACGUUAGACACAAAAUCGCUUGAAAUAGAGCGUCUUUUGCUCAACGUCGCUUUAUUUUAACGUGCAAUUCGAAUCAGGCGUUUCAAGACUUUCGAGGAUUCCUUUCAUCCCAGAAGUUCGUCCAAUUCUUCUUAAUUGCCAAAUAACACCAUCCAUCAUUUUCAGCCAUUUAAGUCACUGACGUAACCCUGUACUCCUAUUGAAAGUUUAUUAUGAACUAUGACUUUAAGAUAAUGUUUUAAACUUCGCAAAGAGAUACGUACUCUGAGAUGGACCAUUGCUAAUCUCUACGUACGGUAAAAUGUUUCUAAUCGUUAUUUUUAUUUUCAAGCAACGAGUUACUUAGUAAUUGUUCCCAGCAAUGUAUAGUGUACUCUUAAGUAUGCCCUACCUACGCAAUGAGAUUUGUCCCGAGGUAUGUCUCCAAGUAUCGUUCGAGGCGAGCUCAUGAGACCUACUUAUAAGAGUAGUAUGGACAUCUUUCGAGCAACGAAAUGUCAUUUCUAUGCGAGAAACAGUUGCAAUUGUUUAAGUAUAGCAGUAGAUAUGCGUAUGGAAGAGCAAACAAUACCACGUAAAAGAGGAAAAGGAUCUCGAAGAAUCAGCUAAUUGCCAAUAGAAUCGCUUUUUGGUCUCAGUUCGAUCAGGACAAUCUCGCCAAUACUUUAAUGAAAUUUUUAUUAACGAAAAUAUAGAAAAUAAAAAAAUUUCGUCGUUACAUUAGCGUUUUAUCUCACUGAUACGAGGGCGAAACGCGUGGCUCUGCUGUGCGACACUCUCGAAUACUUGAGAUCAGGUCACGAGGACAAGGAUGAUACAAUGACGGUAAAGACUGAUGAUACAAACAAAGCAAUCUCACCCUCACCGUAUCCCAUCGAAGACGAAAGACCAAAAGUGACCAUGAGGUCAGAUAAUAUCUUACUGACAAAUAAACGAAAGGCAUCUGCUCUGCAAGAACGCAACCUACUGCUAUAUGAUUAAAUACAGUAACUUUCCGUCCGUUUUUAUGGCUUUACAUCUACGUCAUGGAGUACAAGAAAUUUAAUCGUGUCCAAUUUAUUUAACUUCAAUUAGUAUUACCAAAAUACCUUGGUCUACCGGACUUCAUCUCAUUAGCAUUUCCUGGCAAACUAUAAACAAAUUGACUUUUUAUCGUUAGCUUCCUACGUCAUCGAGUACAAGGUCGUAAUAGGGCUUAAAUUAAAGUUUAUGAUUCCCACUUUACGAAUGAAAAGAUCUGGCUGACUUCCGCUUGACUUCUGCCUGCCAUAAAUAUGCAGUAGACCAGUUCUUUAAUACAUACGAGACCGUGGCUAUUUUUAUAUCUUGACUAAAAAUUAUUAUUAAUGCGUUUUACGCUGUUAUAAACAUAUAUAUGUAUAUAUUAGUUUAUUUACAGAUAUUUUACUCUUUAUUUUGUAGAACCAGUCGUAUGAAGGACAAGGAAAGAUGUGAAGCAAUUAUUACUUUUGUAUUUGUUUUCCUCGUCUUUCAUACGAUAGGUCUUACAAGAUAAAAGCUAAAUUAUCAGUCAUGCUAGUGUUUUUUCGGCAUAUGUAAGUUAAUAAUUUGCUAUAAAGAAUAUCAAGACAGGGCAUUAAAAAUUAUACGAUUCCAUUUAAGGGAACGUAUAUCACCUUCGUAUGAUCUUUAUGCGCCCAUCUAUAAGAAAAUUAAUUACAUCAGAUUAUGGUCCUCUUGAUAUCAUCCAUUUUUUAUCUGAACCAUUUAUUAUAUAACUGUCACUUUUACCAGUAAUUCGUAUUUAUAGAUUAAAAUCGGUAUAUAUACAUUUAUAUGUUUACCGUAGUGAAAAAUGCUCCCUUCUUCAUUUCGCAUUGUCGACGGCAAUUAGUUUAUUUCAGAAACAAAUUUUCUAACGCCGUUUCACUUCGAAGUCAGAAUGGAUACUGAUCGUAAGUAGGCUUCAUGAGACCCAGAACAGGUCUCAUGAGACCGAGAACAGGUCUCAUGAGACCGAGAACAGGUCUCACGAGACCCAGCUCGCUUCGCAUAUUAGACCGAGGAAAAUCCCAUUGGGUAGAGCUCGCAAUCAUUGCAAUCGCACUUUUUUCGAUACGACUGCUGAUUACUGUAUAAAUUUUCCAGUAGUUCUAGUAGACAAUUAAGUCCUCGAGAUUAUAUAUGCUUAACACUGCGUUCUCCGAAUUCCACCGUCUUAUCCGUCACACCAAUCAACAUUUAUCCUGAAUUCAAGAUUUCACGCAAUCAGAUAUUACACAAUCUUUCUUUAUAAAAUAGAUUACAAUCUUUAUGUGUGUUUCAAUUGCCUUGUUCUUCAAAAAAGAAAAAAAAAUACGAUUUCACGUAGCUCGUUCUUUAUUUUAACUUCCUUUCAAUUUGUCAGACCUCCAUUGGGGUUAGGUUGGGGUUAGGUUAUAGAAAUAGCUUCGUGGUUUCAGGUUAUGUAAUUCGAUGUUCCGACGAUCAAUUUUUGGUACACGAAUAUGUAGGAUUUUCCUGUAAUUCGCGAUAAAUUGUAUCAUUCUCAGGAAAAAGGGUUGCUGGACUGCGCAAGAUUUGCGUUUUCGUUGAAACGACACGGCCACAUGGAGAGCAGAUCUUUUUGAUGUCCUUUCUAGCAAGAUGAAAGGAAAGUCGUACGAAAACACUCUUUUUGCACGAACCAACGGUCGCUUGGACUCGAGUGCCAUUAUGAAAGUGCAUUUAACGAAAAAGGAACAACAAUGGCGACUGUUACGAGGAUCCAUCUGUAGCAUAAUCUUUUUUUGCCGCGGCAUAAUUUGUCGCAUCUUCUUUAUGGGAAUUAUAAUUUUAAUUUAAAGGUGACGAUUUCUUUUCUUCCUUCUUUUUGGUUUAUAUUUCCUUUUUUCUCAUAGGAAAAGUAGCACCUUUUUUCACCGAUAAAAUGAUCGAUCGUUGUUUGCAAAAACCAAGAUAAAUCAAUCAGCUUUCUGUCCUAACUCAUCGCCUUUCUAUUUUGUCGUUUAGUGUUACUUUUCAGAUAACGUAUAACCACCAGUAUAUAUGUUUGCUGAUAUAACUCAAUGUUUAUCGUAUUUAUCAUAUUUUUCAUAAAAACGGAGUGAAAAAUCAAAACGAAGCGUAUAUAAAAGCGGAUAUAAAAAUAGCAAUAAAUGGUUGAUUUACAGAUAUUAGUCGAUAUCAAGCGAACGAUGAUACGUUCAUUAUUUGUAAAAAUUUGAUGCAGCGUUGUAAAAACUUAUUUCGUGGAGUGACUAAGGAUUGAUAUCUAAAAAUCGGGAAAUAUAGGAUUAUAGGAUCAUUUAUGUAAUAGUUAUUAGUUAGUUUGAUUAUUAUUACUUUAUAAAGUUCGAUUCUCGAUCUUCCUCCUUUCAGAUUCCUCGCUAAAUAACUAAAUUAAGAAAAUUUCUUUAUUCCUUUCUGUCCUCACUAUGAACGUGUCGUUUUGAUAUGCAUAACAAAAUUUGUAGAAACUUGUCCGGAGGUUGUUGAAAAUGCUUCGUAAAUAUCGAAGAGUUUUCAUCAAAGAUGUAUCAUAAAGAAGUAUAUGUCGUACUUACAGUGCUAAUUCGAGAAUUAAUAAAACAAACAACAUCCAAUUCCUGUGAGGGAAAAUACGCGUUCUAUAAAUUUUAGAGGUUAUGGUUAAGCGAUAUCGGAAAUUCUAUUCUACGACUGUUGUGUCAAAUUUUCGAUCCUUAUCUCUCUUGCAGAGAUACAGAGUUUUAUAGUUUUUGGAAUGUAUUAGAGAAUAGAACUCUUAAACGAGCGUGUCCAACCCAGUGAUAAAUUAACACGGUACAUAAUAAUUGUGUGAUAAACAUGACAUGACUCACGCGUGAAACAUUUCGCUUCUCUCUUUUUCUUUGGUUCGUCGAGAGAUAAAGUGACUUGUUGAAUUUUCUAUAUCGUUAAAACACGCUAACUGAGAGAUAAUUCUCGGAUUCGUCAUCAAUUAUAUUUUUCUUUAAAACUUUGUCCGCCUAGUCAAGAGUAUACGAGGAAAUUUUUUAAUUUAAGAGGUUAAAUCGCGAAUUGUCCCUUUUCAUAUAAAUAUUAUUUGUUAAUCAGUUACCUGCGUUUGACGAGUAUAGACGUCGUUGCUUGUAUUUAUUUACGCACUCUAACCUAACCUAGUGAGAAAUUUCUAAAACUAAAUUCUGCAGUUAACUGGCUAAUGUCUUAAUGAACGAUACUUCUGCUUAUUUUUACUUUUGUUUUACUUUUUGUUAAUGAAUAUAUGGAAAUUUUUAAUUUUACAUCAGAUGUCUAUCUAUCUAAUAUCUGUAUAUGUACAAGAAUUCUAAAAGCUUUGCAAUUUCCUUCGUUGAUGAUUUUUAGUUUCUAAACUUUUAAUGUUCUAAACUUAUUCAUGCAAAAAUACAUAUGCACAAAUUGUAGUAAUACUUGUAAGACAUAUCAUAUCAUCGAUAACAAUAAAGGAAACCGUGUUGUGGCGCUGUUUUAAAAGCAAUAAGGAAUUUCAUUCAGCUAAAUUUAGUAGUUAAACCUUUGAAGAAAUAAAAUAAUCCGAUUUGUUAUUUUUUAACAAUGAUUCAUAUCUGAGACAUAUGUCGAUUCAUUUCGAUUUACCGGAUAUAUAUCAACAUACAAAUCAUAUCAAGAGUCUUGUUUAGUGUCACUAUAUAAUUGAAUAUCUUGUCCUCGAUUGCAAUUCAUUGUUUAGACUAAUAAGUAGUCGUACAGGUGUUAUUAAGCAUCUGACGAACAUCUGAAUUGUCGCCUCUUAAUUAUCGAGAACCAGUCUUGUUCUUGACUAUUAUCGAAGAUUAAUUUUCAUCUAAAAUUUAGUUGUUUAGCGAUCUUAAUCGUUAACGUCGUGUUGUAUACAGCCGAACAUUCGUAAAAAGAAUUAUUUUCAGAUAAAGAGAGCAUGAAAUGUUUUUAUUCGAAAUAGUAUCUCAACGUUCAUCAUUAUUGGUACAAUGAAGGUUAUGAAAAUCAAAGUAAUCAUCAGGCAAAAGGUUAAUUGUCAAGAAAAGUGUGUUAAGGCAUUGACUACCACAUUGCUAGUCAUCCAUGACUCAUCUUUCUUUUUUACUAAAUCUUUUAGAAUGAUUAAAAUAAAAAACAAAAAUUUUCGAUAAUGUUAAUGGUUUAGAUAACAUUGUCAGAGGAAAAGCGAGCAAAUAUAAUAUAAUGUUUUACAAGAACGAAACGUUAUAAUAUAAUAUAUUUCAAUUUAUUUCGGCUUCCAGGACAAAAUACGUAUAUAAAAUUCGUAUGGCAGGCAACGCGUUAACGAAGAUGUGGUCUCAAGGAAAGUUCGGCUAACAUGAACGACGUAAAAAUUGCUCUGAGCGUUUUGAAUGCGAAACAUGUUGACACAGGUCGACAUUUGGAACUUCCAUUGAAGGUUUCGCGGAUCAUUAAGUCUCUCGAAGGUUCUCGGAGGAAUCGUCGCGCAUAGAAACUGACGAUGCUCGUUCUGUCCAUGGAUAGAAUCGAAACGCGCGUCCGAUAGAAGGAAACAAGCGUUCGAUUUACAUUGUGCCGGAUGAAUCAUCGAGGGAACACGCCAGGCGACGAGAACAAUACAAAUGAAUGAAGUUGGCCCGUUCAGAUAGCACGCGAAUAUCUCGAAAACGCCCCGUCGCAUCUGGCCGUGCCGUUCUGAUGACUAAUUUUUGCUUGUUAUAAUCUGUGAUUCGACAGAAUUUAUUUGUAGAAUGCCGUGUUAAUAUUUUACAUUUGAAGUGAAAGUCGAAAAAUUGAAAGAAAAAUAUCGCUAAAUAUCUUCGAAAAAUCAUCACAAGUCCAUAUUAAUUACACGCACGUUAAAAUGUGAAAUCCAAGCACAAUAUAAAACAAAGGAAAUAACGAUUCGUUGAGGUAAUUAAAUCGAGUUAUUUCCACGCUCUAAAUGCGUCAUUUCGAAGUCAGUUGUAAACCAAACUGGAAUUUCCCCAUUAUUUUGUGUAUCUGGGUGAUGCCAACUGCUCUUGCAAAACCCCAUUUCUAUGGUAUUCGCGAAUCAACAACGCCGACAACGUUCCAAGCUCUUGAACGUUUUCGCAGCACGUUUCACACGAUCGAUUUCAAGGUCUGUGGUUUAUUCUUCGAAAAGUGGAAGCUACACUGGUCUCAAGGUUCUCCAAAUGCAUCGUACUUGAAAACAUCCAAUACUGGUCCAAGUUAGUGAACUCGCUAUCAUUGAUCUCCAUUCACCGAAAAAAGACCAUUCCACGCUGUGUCGACUCCGCGCUAUUCCAUGCUAUUCCGCAGUAAUGCCAACCUAAUCUUUGAUAAUUUCACUACCAUGAUUUCAUCGUGACGAAUUUCAUAUUAAUUUCAAAUAUGAUUUCAGGUGACUCAUUAAAUAUCGUCUAAGAGUCAUUAAUGUCCAUAACAUGUACUUAUCGUAACCUACCAUCAUAAUAUGUAGUACUUAGUUUCAUUCCCGUACUCACACUUCAUUUUGUGAUUGACAGCUUAUGCAAUCGAUUUAUAUAAUAAGUUAAUUAAUUAUCGUGACUAGAUAUCUUACGACUAUGUUAUCGCCAAUAUGCGAUCUUCAACUUGAAAUUCACAGGUUGAUUAAAAGUACAAUUUAGUAAUUUUUCUUUAGAAAUUAAUCUUAAAAGAUCGGGGAGAAGUGGGACAGUGAUAAUAACACGAAUAAAUGAAAUUAUGCAUAUCUACAAUUAAUAUCAUAAAUAAAAAAUAUAUAUAUCUCGUUUUUUCGUAUUUCUUAUUUCAUUGUACAGUGGGGGAAUUACGAUGGAAGAAUGUAACGUAUUCUCGACUGCGUGUCACAAUGAAUAGUGAAAUAGUAAUUUCUAUUGUCAUUGGGAAAUUGGGACAAUCAUGAACAAUACUUUACCAGAUUUUCUCUUUCUUUUUUUAACAAUUCCAUUGGCACGAAUUUUUUUUUAUUACUCCGGAAUCGAAUUCCACGAAGUGCAACGAAAUCAAAGGAACAAAUUGAUAUUCAACGAUAGGAUUAAAUUUGUUUUGGCGAAAGUUAUCGAAAGUAUCGUGUUUAUUAUUGUGAUAUCUGCGGUUUUAUGGCAAAUUUUUAAGGUAGACGAACGAAAGUUGAUGAGCAUGCGGAGAAGAUAUGACCUGAAUGAUGUCGAAAAAGGAAACACACGCUCUGUCUCAGAUCUAACCUAACUACUUAAUUCAAGCAUAAUUCAUACGCAUAAUUUAGACUUAAAGCGCUCUAUUUAUUUAGUUUGCGAAUUAUUCAGCUUUUUGUAUAUAGGUAUAUAGAAAUCUGCCUCACGCGUUACGUUAUUUUACCCAACCUAACACACGAUAUUCAAAUCUAUUCCAUUCUAAUCCAUAAUCCAAAUAUUGGACCAAUAUACAUAUAUAUUUACACACUUCUUCCAACUAGUUUCAACUAUUAUAAUUCAGAUAAGCAGUCUGAUAAUGAGUAUCGUGUAAAUACGCGUGCGUAUAGGUACACGUGGCGUUAAAUAUAUGGCGUUAAUUAGGUAGGGAAAAUUUUUAACGUUUUUUUGUAUUAUAUAUUUCCUCUUCUUUACGUUCCGUUUCUAUUUUUACGUAAUUAAUCACUCGAUUACAUUAAACGAGUAGUAACGACCACACAAAUACAGAGGAUCCAGAACUUUCGAAAUUCGUUCGGAAUCGAUAUUUCUGUCCAACGAAUAACAGUUAUACUUAUCAGUCAAUGUGAAAGUGAUACGAAACCUUUACAACUUUUUUAACUCCAAGAUGAGAGUCAGAUUAUUUUUAUCUUCUUAAUUGUGACUUGGCUGAGAUUUUCAUUUCGCGCACAUAUCAUUCACAGCUGCUAUCCAAUCCUUUUCUAUAAGAAUUUAAUAUGUACAUAUAUAAUGCAUAUAAAAAUUGAGUAUUCGUGUUUAUUUAUACCAAAUUGGCUGUACGAUAUUCUUCGAACAGAAAAUUCCGAGUGUGUAGAAUAUCGAAAACAACAGAAAUUUAUCGAUUCGACGAAACAAAUUUUCGAAGCUUACAACUAUUAUAUGUAUUAAAAUUCCACAUCUCGGAAUCGUUUCUCGGAUGGCAGGUGGGUUAUAAAGCGUCCUAUUGAAUUUUCUUCAUUAACGUUUUUUCGUAAAGAGAGCGAGGAAAAAACUGAAAAAUGAAAAAUCGACCAGUAGUUCGUAAGCGUGUACGACGGAAGGAAGGUAUACUACUUAAGAGUAAGAGAGAUCCAAAAUGUGACCAAGCGGAAGCAGCUGUGAUCUGCUUAAAUAGGAUUUCCGCGCCUUAUGUAAUAUAUGUCAUCGCGAAACGUCGCUGUGUCGACGGAUAUACGUUUUAUCGAUCAAUUUGUUUUUACCUGGUGGUGCAAAGCAACUUGUAUUCAUAUGCUGCUAAUGCCAACGGAUUCGAGUGAUUUUUACUUUUUAAAGUCUUUAUACAUAUAUGCCCAUAUAAUCGAUUUUAUUUCAUUUAUACACGUCGGAUAUCCUACACGUAUAUAAUGUAAUUAUUAAUGUAUAGUAUCGAUACAGAUAUUAUUAAUAAUAAUACAAGAAAAAUUAUUAAUAAUAUGUGUGAUUAAUAAUAUUAUAAGAAUAUUAUACAUAUAGAUAUGUAUGUGUGUGUAUAAAGACAUCAAAGACUUACCGUUGCUUUUACUUAAAGCGCUUUUUUCUUUUUGCGCCACCUGGUACAUUAUUUAAGUACGAACUCGUUAGUCUAACUAGUCAUUCGUUCACGAUGUCGUGUCAUCGCGCAUUGUAAAAGUCAUCUUUUUCCUGUGAACCGUUUUGGAUCUUACCCGGAAUUGAAUGACGUUGUGUCCGGCCAAGAUUUAAAAGUUUCAGAGGAGACGAUUCACCUGCGAGUGUGACGCCUAUGCGCUUUAUCUGCGAACAAUUUAUAUCUCGUUUUGUAAUUGAGUACGUCCGUUCCGGUUGGUAAAUUCGAAUGCAUCAAACGCAUCUCGCUGCAAGUGACUUUUGCCUUUGACUUGAUUGUCCGACAGUCAAUCAUACCAAAUUCGACACACACGGAAUUCCCGCCAGCCUUGGAAAACCUUGAAAAGUCCGCAAAAUAAAAAGUCGAUUACGGAUAUACUCCCGACUAUGAAACCAACCACUAACCUAGCCGACGCGCUUUAUUUCCAAAUAAAACAUUCCCAUGGUUGAACGUAUUAAAGGCACAGAUUCGAACGUUCAAUUAUUCAGGGCUAGUAAUUUCAAAGGCCGUUCGAAUAAAUUGGGAACGCGUUCUAUAAAAUUACACGCAUAAUAGGCGUGUUGAAAUAUCAAACAUCACAAAUCAAUUCUAAAUCAGGUACGAAUUCUCGUUUCUUUAAUCCAAUAUUUACUGUAAACAAAUGGAAAGAAAGGGAAGGAACGAAAGAGAUUUGCAGCGAAUAGAUCGAUCUUUCAUUUUGAAUAGUAACUUUCAUUCGAUUGUUAAUGGAUGAUCGAUUGAAUUUUCAGUUCGCGUAAAACGAAAGCAACAAUAGCGAUACAAUUCCUAAUUAUUCGUCCGAUUUGGCAAAUGUCUCCCUUUCAGAGUUCUUCGCGCACGCGCUCUCGUUUGGAUUAUCCAGCGAUCGUUCGAUUUGAUCCUAUUAUCAUCAUUGACGAUAAGCCGCGUUAAGAGGAUUUCAGACCGCGUUAUUACGCGUGUGGGCGUCCAUUUUCAUUGAACAUUCACGUCGAAAAACUUCUUUAAGCGUAAUAAAAGAUAUCGUUGUACAGUACGCUUCAUCCAAGUUCGUACGUACAUUCUUAUUUGGAUCUCACAGAUUGAAAACGUUAGGAGAACGUAAGUACGAUCGUUUUUACCGGAUUACAUUUAUUUGUAUUCGCAUGUGUGUGCGUGUGCGCGUCGCGCCGUCUACCAUAGAACGCCAUAAGUAUCCAUUCGCGCAAGUUUACCGCCUUCGCUUGGAGAGGGGAAAAGGAGGCCUCGUGAAUAUGGGUUCGAUUCGACAUUCGUCGAGAGGCAGCAAUCGAUGAUUCAUCGACACUUUGAGCUGUGAUCCGCGGGAAAUACUGCGCUGUUAUUGGCUUCGAUACUACGUAUCUAGGAUCGUUUUGAUUAAAGAUCGAAAAUAUAAUAUGUAAGUAGUAAAUUUAGAAUACGAUUGUAAAAUCAAUCGUAUAAUCAUUUGUCAAUAAAUUAGCAAGUAAAUACGAUCGUUGAACACGCUGCCUGUCACAGUAUACAGAAAGAUAUGAUAACAUUACUAUGCAUUGAUAAUCUGUGGUAUUUUUACGCUACAAGUGUUCAUUGUUGAAGAUUAAAAUCUACUUUCAGUUCCUUUUUAUACUGUGAUAUCUUAAAAUUUUUAAUACAUUGUCGACUGACCAGAGAGAACUCUUCUUUCCGAAAUACAUACGUACGUUACGAUUACUGGCAUUUUCAUUUCCCCGAUUUUGCCUCACGUUCUUUCCUUCUGGCAUGGACUUAUGGUUUUAAAUUUAAUCCAAAGCAAAAUACGAUGUUUGUAAUUAUUUUAUAAAAAUUCUGAAACGAACGAGUAUACACAUAAAAUGCCUUGCUCGGUGAUCCUUUGACUACAAUUAUAAAAUUUCAAUCCGCAGUCACAGUCGGCAAUGUUUUAACAAACAAAAAUAUAACAUAAUCAGUUUCCUUUUCUUUUUUCAUUUUAUUCUUUGACUUUCUCCAUAAUAAUCGUUCGUAUCUAAAUGCUGCAUGACUGUGAGCUAAAAUAAAUCGAAUAAGCGUAAAAAUUCGGCAAAUCCGCUUGAAUUUUUCUUUCCAUCCAAUUCCGACGAGGCGGUAAAGCGGUACGCUACGCGUUACUAACGCUGCAUGCAUAAAUGCGGUUGCGAAAGACUGUGAAGUUGUACGAGGGUUGUUUCGAUUCGAGACACUACAGCAGUAACGUUCCGCUGUUACGUUAAUUAACACUUUCGCUGCGAUAUACGAG
Messenger RNA from Bombus huntii, 19903 nucleotides. RefSeq names its product ceramide glucosyltransferase (gene GlcT). Gene Ontology annotation, molecular function: ceramide glucosyltransferase activity. The record is from RefSeq and is a predicted model, not a curated record. Gene Ontology annotation, cellular component: membrane. Gene Ontology annotation, biological process: glucosylceramide biosynthetic process. The transcript is spliced from 2 exons. Bases 2168 to 3364 code for a protein of 398 amino acids. Lineage: Eukaryota; Metazoa; Arthropoda; Insecta; Hymenoptera; Apidae.